Molecule: messenger RNA, 3035 nt
Organism: Nymphalis io (European peacock)
Lineage: Eukaryota; Metazoa; Arthropoda; Insecta; Lepidoptera; Nymphalidae
Gene: stet
Product: rhomboid-related protein 3
Exons: 10
Coding region: 395-1774 (459 amino acids)
Cellular component (GO): membrane
Molecular function (GO): serine-type endopeptidase activity
Source: RefSeq, a predicted model, not a curated record
CACGAAAUGUCCUAUUACAAAUUUUUAGAAAUGCGAUACAUUGUGAAGUUCCCCUUAUGAUAGUGAGUGAACAAUUAUAAAAUAACGGCGCACAAGUCGCUGGAUAGAGCUUAUUCGUAUACCGUGCCUUACCUUAUUUUUGGGUCUAUCUACAUUCAACAUCACUAUUUAUCAAAAUAAUAAUGUCCAAUUAACUGUCCAUAAAGAACAGUAAAAUUUCGGUCCAUAUCUGUCCAAAAUUUCGACUUCACAUUUGUAUAACAUCACACCCUCACAGAAGAAGCGUAUCAUGAAUUAUUAGAAAUAAAGUGCCAAAUUAUGCCAAAUUUAUAAGCAAUAAUUAGUUUUAAAUUUAUAAAUCAAACGUCGCCGCGUGGAUGGUUUUGCAAGUAGUAUGUCCGUGUGGGUGGGCAGUGGCUGCGGCGGUGGCGGUGACGUCCGCGCACCAACCGUCGCCACUGUCCUUUCAGCGAACACCUCCAUGGAGUCUGGGAUUGAAGCAGGGGUGCUCCCAACGGUCACAGGGUCACUCGCAUCAGCCCGGGAUUCCUUGGGUUCGCUUACAAGAGCUGCGGAGCCUCUUUACGAUACAGACCAUACAGAUCUCGGUUCGGAGUUGGACGAAGCGGAAAUUAGAAGAGAGUUGAUGCACGAUAAAUGGCGUCUCCUCUUCGAUAGAUUUGAUCCGGAGGGCUUCGGCGAGAUUCCGUGGCCAGACUUCCUACAGACUCUUCAACAUCCUGAUUUUAUAGCGCAGGUGCAACCCCACAAGCGUGAGAUACUAUUAGAUAAAGCUCGUAGUGCGACUAGUGCAUCAAUCACUUUCCAAGAAUUCGUCAAUGUGAUGAGUGGCAAGCGCACACGUAGCUAUAGAUGCGCUGUACACCAGAGAGACCGUGAGGUCAGCUCUGAAAACGACUUCCACCUUAUAUUAGAAGAUCCUACACUUUUUGCAAGAAUGGUGCAUCUUGUGGCUAUGGAGGUGCUCCCGGAGGAGCGAGACCGCAAAUACUAUCAAGAGCGGUACACAUGCUGUCCACCACCUUUCUUCAUUAUAUGCGUGACGUUGCUAGAGUUAGGAGUGUUCGCGUGGUACGCGUGGGGUGCGGGCGGCGUGGCGGCGGCGGCGGGACCCGUGCCGGUGGACUCGCCGCUCGUGUACCGACCCGACCGCCGCCGCGAGCUGUGGCGCUUCCUCACCUACAGCGUGGUGCACGCAGGCUGGCUACACCUCGCGUUUAAUCUUCUCGUCCAAUUGGCGGUGGGCCUUCCACUGGAGAUGGUGCACGGCGCGUUGCGCUGCGGGGCGGUGUACCUGGCGGGCGUGCUGGGCGGCUCGCUGGCGGCGUCGGUGCUGGACCCCGACGUGUGCCUGGCGGGCGCGUCGGGCGGCGUGUACGCGCUGCUGGCGGCGCACCUCGCCAACGCGCUGCUCAACUUCCACGCGAUGCGUUACGGCGCGGUGAGACUCGUCGCCGCCCUCGCGGUCGCGUCCUGCGACGUCGGCGUCGCGGUGCACGCCCGAUACACUAAGCAGGAGGCGCCGCCGGUGUCGUACGCGGCGCACGUGGCGGGCGCGCUGGCCGGGCUCACCAUAGGGCUGCUGGUGCUGAAGCACGCGCAGCAGCGGCUGUGGGAGCGCCUGCUGUGGUGGGCGGCGCUGGGCGCGUACGCGGCGUGCACGCUGUUCGCGGUGCUGUACAACGUGUUCAGCGCGCCCGUGGACGAGCUGCACUACAUGCCGCCCGACCCGCCGCCCGACGCCGGCUUCUGACUGCUCGGGCGCGCCCGCCGCCAGUAGGCUUCGACGCGCUCGCUUCGCCCGCCGACGCUGGUGUACAAGAUACUACGACCUGCUAUCCGGGCUGACUUACAAACGGCGCUAUAUAAAUGGCGAAGUCCGAGUAUUUAUAGAGCGAUCUGUUACUCCUAGUCGAAGCCUAACAUUACAGUCACGUCAGUGUGACCGACUCACAACACGCCUAGUCAAUUUACCUUAGUGUGAUACGCGAUAAGUAGCAUUAUUGGAGGAGGCCCGAGAGCUCGUUGUCGAGUGCCGACGUUUGCCCGUUUUAGUAAAGAUUUAUGAAUCUUUGUUACUAUUAUCGUACUCUCUACGUUUUCGAGAGGUAGAUAGUUUGUACCGUUUCAAUGUUUUGCACUGUUAUUUCCUAACGAGGCCUCCUCGCUAUACUUAAUUGUUAAGUAGUCUUAAUUGUAUUGGAUAGGUGAACUAUUUUUGUACCUACUAUCUGCGUCCGUAGUAUAUAGGUUGAAGGCGUUACCGCAACACAGUAUAAUAUGUUCCGUGUGGACUGACAACUCGACCAAAUGCCGUGUCUAUUUAAUUAUAGGUGUUUUAUACAUACAUAGGUGAAUAUUGAUUUAUAUAAUAAUACCGUUGAACUAGGCAUUUUGUUGAGCGUCAGCGUUGUUAUGCCCAGCACACCAAAGAUUAGAAUAAAACGCGUCCAUGCUUCGAAGGUGAAAAUUUCUUACGUUCUGUAGAAUUUAAUCGAAACUGUUUUAUAUCAACGAAAUUUGCUUCAAUUAAUUGCUCAUUAAAAUAAAAAUGCUUUAUGAAUGUUGAAUAUGCAUAUGUUGUCUGAUUGCUCAAUUGCAAUGAUUGUAUUAUUAAUCUGAAAAAAUGAUGCUCAAACGUGAGUUUUUGUUUUACGCAAUCUGUUUGUUAUGUUCGCUGCAAUGUCUGAAUUUUUCAAGUGAAUUCGUCCAAGUGCAAGUAUUCGGUACCGCCACGGUACAUCGCUUCAAUGUUUUAACGAAUGUGUUACUACUCAUUAGUAAAUAAAUAAUUUAUAUAAUGUGCCUGAUUCCUAUUAAUGUAAAAUUAAUUGUAUAAUUUUAUUAUGAAUCAAAUAAUGUCACGAACCGACUGAUUUUUUUGUAUAAAUUAUUAGAGUGUUUUCAUUUAAUUUAUUUUAAAUUUAUUUUAAGCGUGAAUCGAGAUAAUUAUAAUUAUGUGAUUAUAUGAAGAAUAUAAGAUUGAAUAUGAUUAAAAGUGAUUGAUAACGAAA